Messenger RNA from Sus scrofa (pig), 4296 nucleotides. The record is from RefSeq and is a predicted model, not a curated record. NCBI's taxonomy places the organism in Eukaryota, Metazoa, Chordata, Mammalia, Artiodactyla, Suidae.
GGGCGCCCCCUGGCCCGGCUCCGGCGCCCGAGGUUUCCGGUGAGCAGCAGUCGCCGGUUAUGACGACUCCCUCCUUCGGAGCAGCUGCCGCCGUCGCCGCCUCCUUCUCUGCAGCCCCGGCUUCUCCGGCUUCAGGCCUGUGAAAUCCAGUCAAGGGAUACAGAAGUGGAGGAAGCCAGCUGCUUUGUGUUGAAAGAAAAAGUAGCUAAGCCUCUAACGCUUCCGUCUGCUGAACUGCGGCUGCCCUUCCCUGGAGGGCUCUCCUUGCGAGUGGAUUCAACACCAGGAAGGCUGUUGGCCAAGCCCUGGGGUUGUGCUUUCAUGCAGCAGCAGCCUCCUCCUUCUAGUUUGUGCAAGUGGGAUUUAGAUAACUGAAACAUCACAGCAGCUUCUGGGUGGUUCUGCGGGUUGAAGAGGUUUGGAGGUUGCUAUGUUAAUGUUGCUUGUCUUUGGAGCAUUGCUUCAUGAGGUACCCCUGAGUGGCCAAGACAAGGCUCCUCCCCAGGCUGAUGGCAUUCUGGGUGCCCCUCUGUUCAACUAUGCCAGCCUCCGCCUGCCGGAAGAGCAUAUUCCCUUCUUUUUGCACAAUAACAGGCACAUUGCCACAGUCUGUAAGAAGGACUCACGUUGUCCUUAUAAGAAAUACUUAGAAAAUUUAAAGUACUGCUGGGGUUAUGAGAAAUCCUGCAAACCACAGUUCAGGUUUGGUUACCCUGUUUGCACCUACGUCGACAUGGGAUGGACGGAUACUCUUGAAUCCGCUGAGGACAUAUUCUGGAAGCAGGCUGACUUUGGAUAUGCUGGAGAGCGGUUGGAGGAACUCCAUGUGCUCUGCCAGGCGGAGGAGAUGAAUGACUCAAGUUUGGUGUGUUCCCGUUACCUUCAGUACUGCAGAGCGACCAAUAUCUACCUUGAUUUGAGAAACAUCAAGAGAAACCAUGACAGAUUUAAGGAAGAUUUUUUCCAGAGUGGGGAAAUUGGAGGGCACUGUAAACUUGACAUUCGUACAUUGAUGUCUGAAGGUCAGCGCAAAAGCCCUUUGCAGUCUGAUACUCGAUCAUUCUUGGAAUGCCAUCUGUCUCAGAAUCCAAGAAAGCUCUCUGGGUUUGCUGAGCUACAAAGCUAUACUCAGCUCAACUUCAGACCUAUAGAAGAUGCUGCGUGUGACAUUGUUAUUGAAAAACCAACCUACUUCAUGAAAUUAGAUGCAGGUGUUAACAUGUAUCACCACUUCUGCGAUUUUGUCAAUCUUUAUAUUACUCAGCACGUUAAUAAUUCCUUCAGCACAGAUGUGUAUGUCGUCAUGUGGGACACCAGCUCCUAUGGAUAUGGUGACCUGUUCUCCGACACAUGGAAAGCAUUUACUGAUUAUGAUGUUAUCCAUUUGAAAACUUAUGAUUCCAAAAGGGUAUGUUUUAAAGAAGCUAUUUUUUCCUUACUUCCUCGGAUGAGAUAUGGGCUGUUCUAUAACACCCCUCUGAUAUCUGGCUGUCAAAAUACCGGAUUAUUCAGGGCAUUUUCCCAGCAUGUAUUACACAGACUGAAUAUCACACAACAGGGUCCCAAGGAUGGAAAAAUUCGAGUCACCAUUCUUGCACGGAGCACAGAAUACCGGAAAAUACUAAACCAAAAUGAGCUUGUUAAUGCACUGAAGACGGUAUCUACCUUUGAGGUCCGGAUUGUCGAUUAUAAAUAUAAAGAACUUGCGUUUUUAGAUCAGCUAAGGAUCACACAUAACACGGACAUAUUUAUUGGAAUGCACGGAGCUGGCCUUACCCACUUACUUUUCCUUCCAGAUUGGGCUGCUGUAUUUGAACUGUACAACUGUGGGGACGAACGCUGUUACUUGGACCUGGCCAGGCUGAGAGGUGUCCACUACAUCACUUGGCGAAGGCAGAACAAAGUCUUUCCUCAAGAUAAGGGUCACCACCCAACUCUGGGGGAACAUCCAAAAUUUACCAACUACUCUUUUGAUGUAGAAGAAUUUAUGUUCCUUGUCCUUCAGGCUGCAGACCAUGUAUUGCAACACCCAAAGUGGCCUUUUAAGAACAAACAUGAUGAGCUCUAAAUGUGUUGAGUCUUUUUGCCAAAAGGGAGUAUUUAAAUGGUCCCCGACCCCACUCACCUUCCAGUUAAAUCAGUAAACCAGGCUUUUAUUUCCUAGCCCCAAAUUACCUUUUUUUAAAUACCAAAACAUGCCUUCAGGGUAUUACUUAUGUGUUUUAUAGUCUUUAACUGUUUCAUGUGAUUUUUGUGUCAUUACUAUUUAUCAAAAUACUAUUUUUGCACUGAAAACUGUAAUUUGUAUAUAGUUCAGAAAUUGAGCGUGAGCUCAAGAUGUAAUGGAGCCUUCUUAGGGGAUACCAAAGUUGGCAACUUUCUUCGCUUUACAAUUUGUAAAUGUUUUUAAUCAAAUAAUCAUGGGAUCAUCAUUCUAGAGGCUUCCAACUUAUUAAUGAUGUAUUUGAUGAUGUAUUUGAGUCAAUUCACAACUUGUUUAUUUGCCAAGGUUUGUUCAUAGCACUGUGUAUAGUAGAAAAGGAAAACAUGCACACACACACACCACACACACACGGUUGUGGUUCUCAGUACCAAGCUAUAGGACCUUGUUAUAGAUCAAACAGUAUUAUAAACAGAUCUCUUUUACUCGAUGAGUCCAAACUAACCUCCAUUGAAAUCUCUGCAAUAAUCUUUUUAGUCAACGCCAGGUUAUAUGCAUCAAGAACCUGAAUAAACCAUGCUCUUGCAUUAAUUCUUGUUCACACAUUUCAUAUGCACAUCAUGUUUUCCCCAAAUGUAACAACCACAUAUGAUAAAAACAAAUGAGAAUGUUCUUUAGGACCGUUUGAUGUACCUUUUAGCUGGUUCCUUCUUAGCUGUGAAGAGCAUUUAUUAUCUCAAAUAGUGGCUCCAUUGCGCACAUAUUUGUAACUGUAUUUGCCUGUGUGUAUGCGUCUACCUCUUUUAGCGUGGAAGUAUUUUAAUCUUUGAUUUUGCAAACAUCAAAUUAGCUGCCAGAAGAUUAUUUUUCCCUAUAAAAGACAAAAAAAAAAAAAAAAGGGUAAGGACACACGUAAAUAAUCUAAUUCAACACAAAAAAGAGCCAUAAAAAGUGCCAGUGAUUAAAAUGGCUAUCUGAAAUGCAGCCUCACUCUUUGAAUGGAAAUCAUUUCUUACUGUUUAUGAAAUUUCAAUUUAGUGGUUGGCAACCAUGGAUUUAUUUUACUGCAAAAUAUGAAGUUUACAUUUUAUUAACACUUGAGUAGUCUAAUUUAGAGACUAAUGACUCCUAUUUUUUUAAGUAGAGGACUAACAGUGUACAGCAGAGCUAAUUUUUUUAAUGUAUUUUAAAGUUGUAAAAAAAUGAAAAAGGGAGAAUAUGCAACAGAGAAGUGACCCAAAAAACCUAAAAUAUUUAUUAUCUGGAUCUUUACAGAACGUGUUUGCUGACUCUUGCAUUAAAGGAUUAUGAAAAGUCUUCUAGAGUUUAGGAAUCUUUAUUAAAAUACCUGUAAAGGAAAUAGUUACUGUAGUGAUAGCUUUGAUUUGUGAUCUUAAUAUUGUUUAAAAAGACUUAUAACAGAUUUUUUUUUUUUUGUCUUUUUAGGGCCACACCUGCAGCACAUAGGGGUUCUCAGGCUAGAGGUCCAAUCGGAGCCGUGGCUGCUGGCCUACACCAUAGCCACAGCAACACCAGAUCUGAGCUGCCUUUGCAGACUACACCACAGCUCACAGCAAUGGUGGAUCCUUAACUCACUGAGCAAGGCAAGGAUCGAACCUGCAUUCUCAUGGAUGCUAGUAAUAUUCAUUUCCACUGAGCCACAACGUAAACUCCAACAGAUGAAUUUUGAAGUGAGUGGUAUUGCUGCUUCUCUUGGUCCAGAAUACUGAGUAAACACUAAGAAGACAAUUCACUGGAAAGGAAUUGUCCAGGCUGUGUUGUACUUUUAGUCAGAGAGGCAUAAACAUCUGAAAGUGGCCUAAAAAACCAGUCUCAACAUUAUCUCCUUAUCUCAUUUUAAGAAGCAGGUGGCAGUGUGAUUCUGUCCAUGAGUGAGAGUUUCCCACAUUGAGGAUAAUUUCAUAAUAAAGUACUACAUUUGCAUUUGCCUAUUUUGCAUUUAAAGAAAAUACGUUUUAUAGAAACAGUAAAUACGUUAGCCACUUUAUUGGAAUUGUUAGAAAAUGUAAAAUGUAAUGAUUGUGCUUUUUAUUAAGUCUUUGAAACAGAUGCAUUUCACCAUUUAUACCUGUUGGAUAUGGCUUUGGAAUAAAUCUUUUUAUAUUUUAUUUGAA